AUGACGGACUCAUCUUACAAGAACAAUUGCCUCACCGAGUCCUACAAUGAACAGGAGUGGAUAGGUGACCGAGUAUUGGGUUUUGAAAUGGCAAAAUUUGUCAGUCUGAACUGUCAAGACACGGUGGACGCAAAGUCGGCCACUUUUGCAACUCUGACGAGUAACGAAUUUUGGGCAGUUCUCACCGUUAGGCAUGGCAUACAUAAACACAUCAAGCUAUGUGAUAACAACCUAACAGCUAAAAUCGAUGCCUUUGCCGAACAACAGACCCGUAAUGGACACCAACACAUGCAUGAGUUUUUUGAGAUAGUGGAGUCGGUGGACGACCCAGAACUGCCUUUCGCCACCUUCACUGAGCCCCCUAAGGAAUUGGCUGACGUCUAGGAAGCCCUUGCCGGGGCUAUAUUCCAAGACUCGGGGUUUUCUAAUGACAUAA
This is a messenger RNA of Daphnia pulicaria, 436 nucleotides long. Its product is annotated as endoribonuclease Dcr-1-like. The coding region runs from base 1 to 384 and encodes 127 amino acids. The transcript has 3 exons. Gene Ontology annotation, cellular component: nucleus; RISC complex; cytoplasm. Gene Ontology annotation, molecular function: ribonuclease III activity; deoxyribonuclease I activity; RNA binding. Lineage: Eukaryota; Metazoa; Arthropoda; Branchiopoda; Diplostraca; Daphniidae. Gene Ontology annotation, biological process: siRNA processing; apoptotic DNA fragmentation; pre-miRNA processing. The record is from RefSeq and is a predicted model, not a curated record.